CUUCAGUACAAGUAAAAUAGUUCAUCAAACACACAUUCAUACUUUACAAAAAUCAUGAGAUUCUUUGUGCUGACAACUCUUCUGGCCACGGCCGCCCUCACCAGCGCGCAAUCCUUCAAAUGUCCACCCAAGGAUGGUCAAUACGAGGAUUCCAUCCAGUGCGACAAAUUCUACAACUGCGUGGAUGGCGUUGCCACCGAGAAACUGUGUCCAGAUGGUCUCGUCUUCGACCAGCUGAUCAGGAAGAUCAACAAGUGCGACCAACCCUUCAACAUCGACUGUGGAGAUCGUACCGAACUUCAACCGCCAAAGAGCUCCAAACUGUGCCCACGUCGCAACGGAUUCUUCGCCCAUCCUGAACCUCAAGUCUGCAACAUCUUCUACAACUGCAUCGAGGGUGAUGCCACCGAGAUCAAGUGCACCAACGGACUUCACUUCGACGAGUACUCAGGAACCUGCGUCUGGCCAACUGCCGCCGGUCGUCAAGGCUGCGACGACUCCAAAGUCCACACCCUGAAGGACGGUUUCGAAUGCCCAAAGGUUGAACAGACCGACGCCAACGGCCAACUCAUUGUCCAUCCCAAAUUCGCCCAUCCUUCCGACUGCCAAAGAUUCUACGUGUGCCUGAACGGACAAGAACCCAGGGACUUGGGAUGUCAAGUCGGUGAGGUCUACAACGAGGAGACCCAGAGGUGCGACGCCCCAGAAAACGUACCCGGAUGCGAGGACUGGUACAAAGAUGAGCCAUCAUCCAAACCAACCAAGAAGGCGUAAACAAAUUAACGUUCAGCCAAACGUUAUUUUCUCCUAAUUUCACUAAAUUAAAACAUUAAAAAAAAUAAUAAUAACAACGAAGACUUUCUUCACGUGUAUUUUGUG
Molecule: messenger RNA, 879 nt
Organism: Nicrophorus vespilloides
Lineage: Eukaryota; Metazoa; Arthropoda; Insecta; Coleoptera; Silphidae
Gene: Cpap3-a1
Product: peritrophin-1-like
Exons: 5
Coding region: 55-774 (239 amino acids)
Cellular component (GO): extracellular region
Molecular function (GO): chitin binding
Source: RefSeq, a predicted model, not a curated record